UCCAACACACACACACACACACACACAGUCAAAGAUACAAGGGGAUCUCGGCAAAGCGUCUUCACUAUAAGAGUGUCUCUCUUCAGGGGAAUCAUGACUCUGAGAGGACUCGUUUUGUGCCUCGUCUUGUGGAGUUGCGUGAGCAGCAGACGCGUAGAAAUGCCUGAUGAUGACACCGUGUUUGACCUGUUCGAGCUCACUCAUGUCCACAAGAAGCAUCACGGGGUGAGUUUAGUGAAGGGACCCGAUCCAAACAGCCCCGCGUACAAGAUCCUGAACCCGAACCUGAUCCCCUCAAUGCCCGAGCUCUCCUUCAGGGACCUGAUCUACUCCAUCCAGAGCGAGAGAGGCUUCAUCUUCACCGCCAACCUCAAGCAAGCCAAGCGCACCAGAGGCAGCCUGGUCUCCGUGGAGAGGACAGACGGCACCGGAUCCGUCUUUGAGAUCAUCUCCAACGGGAAAGCCAACACCGUGGAUCUGGUGUUCUGGACCGCGAGCGGGCAGCAUGUGGUGUCCAUUGAGGACGUGGACGUGGCGAACGGACACUGGAAGAACAUCACGGUGUUUGUGCAGGAGGAUCGAGCUCAGGUCCAUGUGGGCUGCGAGGAGAUCAACACUCAAGAACUGGAUGCUCCGAUCCAGCAGAUCCUGAAUCAGGAGAGCGCGGACAUCUCGAGCCUGAGGAUCGCCAAAGGAGCCGCCAAAUCCGAUCGCUUCAUGGUAAGAAUCUGGGUUUUGUUUAUGUUUGAUGUAUCAGAGCUGCAUGAUUGUUGUGGUAUUAUAUUAGUUAUCUGUGGUACUAUCGUGCUAUCCGUUGUGUUAUAUUAUCAUUUGAUGCGUAUUUUCGUCCUCUAACGAGACGUUUGGAAACGCGUAAAG
Molecule: messenger RNA, 879 nt
Organism: Sinocyclocheilus grahami
Lineage: Eukaryota; Metazoa; Chordata; Actinopteri; Cypriniformes; Cyprinidae
Product: thrombospondin-1-like
Exons: 3
Coding region: 94-855 (253 amino acids)
Biological process (GO): negative regulation of angiogenesis
Source: RefSeq, a predicted model, not a curated record